AUGGCUGAGAGUGAGAGAGAAUCAAUAAAAGAACAAAUCUCUAUGUUUGAUGAGAAAAUGAUAAGUGCUCAAAGGGCUGCUAGGAGGGAAAACUGGAGGGAAUUCAAGAAAUUUUUUGAAGAAGAUAGGAUGCGAUUACUUGAACCGCUUGACUUAUUUGGGAACACUGCCAUCCACAUUGCGACUCACUCCAAUAGUCCAAAUCUCUUGAAGGAACUUCUGGAGAUGCUUCCUCGACAAGAAAGGUGGCGCGCGAUGAGGAUGGGGAAUUGCGUCAAUAACACCCUUCUGCAUGAGAUUAUCUUUUGCACAAUGGUCGAAAUGGCUGGUGUUGUGUUCAAGUUGGAGAAGGAGCUGCAGCAAGAAGAACCAUAUGAGCCCCUUGUAGAGGUAAGAAAUGAUUCUGGUGAAUCCCCUCUGUUCAGGGCUGCCAAGCUUGGAAAGCUGAAGAUGCUCAAGUAUAUGGCAAAACAUGUGGUUGGUGACAUAAGAAGUCAUUUUGUAAGAUUUGAUAGAUGUUCCAUUCUUCAUGCUUGCAUUCUUGGUCAAUUCUUUGAUGUUGCUAUUUGGUUAUUGAAAUUGGAUGGAAAUUUGGCUCAACACAAGGAUAUGGAUGGGUUGACAUGUCUUCAACUUCUUGCCAACAUGCCUCUUGUUUUUCGGAGCCAAACCCCCUCAAUUGGAGCAGUGAAGAACCUUAUGUAUUAUUUGCUUCCAGACGAAGGAUAUGAAAUUGAUGAUGAUUAUGAUGAGAAGGGAGAGGAGGAGGAAGAGAGUGUUGUGUUCAGACAGAAAACAGAUCUAGAAAGUGGUCCACUGGAUGAGGCAAAGCAACCCGAGUUCAAUGGGAUUGGACAUAUUUGGCAAAAGAAGAAACAACACAAGUUAGCAGAGUGUCUGGCUGAGUUGUUAGUGCAGAAGGACUUCUCAUGGCAGAUUUCUUUUCAUUCAAAUUUUCAACCAUUGAUUGUGUUGCCAAUUCUUUCCUCCAAACUAGACAGAAUUAAAGAAAUUCAGCUGAUGAAGGAGAAACGCCAGUUAGUUGAAAUAGCUCAUUCUAGAAUCAGCAAACCUUUGCUCAAGGAAUCCAUUUCCGAAGCAUCCCAUUUUAAAAACUACACACCUCUUCUCAUGGCAGCCGGCUCAGGAAUCAUAGAAAUUGUUGAAAAAAUCAUUGACAUGAAUCCUGAGGCUAUUAGUCAUGUUAGUCAGGAUGAACACAAUGUUCUACACAUGGCUGUGAAGCACCGGCAGCUUAAAAUCUUCAAUCUGAUAAAGAGAAAUUCUGCAUUCAAAUCAUUGAUACACAGGAUAACCGGGGAAGGUCGCACUCUCUUGCACCAAGUUGCUAGAAUGGAGUUUUACAAGGAGCAACGGCUCCCUGGCGUGGCGUUCCAACUGCAAGACGAGUUGCGUUGGUACGAAAGAGUGAGAAGGAUUGUUCCUCCUCACUACUUAAUGCAUUGUGACAAAGAUGGCCUAACUGCGAAAGAUGUUUUGGAAAUGGAGCAUCAGGAUAUGCACAAAGAGGCAAAGUCCUGGAUAAAGGAGACAGCUCAAUCAUGCUCCACCGUAGCAGUUCUUGUUGCCACAGUUGUCUUUGCGGCGGCCUACACAAUCCCAGGUGGGAGCCAAAAUGGCACGCCAGUGUUCUUCGGCUCACGAGUGUUCCUCUUCUUCACUAUCACUGAUGUUGUGGCCCUUGUGAGCUCACUUGCCUCAGUGGUGAUGUUCCUUUCAAUCCUGACAUCACCGUUCGAGCUAUGGGAUUUCUACAAGUCCCUCCCAAGAAAGCUCAGCCUGGGAUUUGCAUUGCUGUUCUUCUCAUUGGUGUGCACAAUGCUGGCAUUCAGCGCAACCGUUUUGCUGACGAUUCGGUUGGAUAACAAGGAAUGGACUUCUAUUUUGUUCUAUUGUGCUGGAUUCCUUCUUGUGGCUAUAUUUGCAUGGAUGCAAUUCCCACUCUAUAAGACUCUUCAAAAGUUAGUUAGGAGGCUUUGCAACGGUGUUAAGCAGUUGGUGCCAACUACAUUGAUCAACUGUUUCAAAAGACACAAAAGAUAUUAA
Molecule: messenger RNA, 2067 nt
Organism: Arachis stenosperma
Lineage: Eukaryota; Viridiplantae; Streptophyta; Magnoliopsida; Fabales; Fabaceae
Product: ankyrin repeat-containing protein ITN1-like
Exons: 5
Coding region: 1-2067 (688 amino acids)
Molecular function (GO): protein binding
Source: RefSeq, a predicted model, not a curated record